Molecule: messenger RNA, 1237 nt
Organism: Moneuplotes crassus
Lineage: Eukaryota; Ciliophora; Spirotrichea; Euplotida; Euplotidae
Source: the annotation of a GenBank genome assembly
AUGGAGCAUAAGAAUGAAGCAGAUCUGAGAGAAAGCAUGGGCUUUCAUUUCAGAAACAAGGACAUGAUCAUAAAUGGCUUGGUCAGUAGAGCUGAAGAAGAAGAGAAGCAUCACAAGAAGGUAAAGCUAUACAAGCACACAUAUUUGUUCAGAAAACGGACUACGCGCCUUCAUGAGAACGACAUCGUGAAAUGGGCUAAGAGCAGGGCUUCAAAGCAUACUGCCCUUAGGUACCUGACCUCAAUGGACGAGUAUAAAUAGAUUUGGACAGAUCAAAAGAUUGUUCGUCAACACACAGAAGAUGGAAGAUAGCCUAAAAGGAACAGAUUACCAAAAGAAUAAACAAGAAAGAAUUUUGAAAAAUAGACAAAAGAGGUUAGAUCAAGCACUCAAGCAGAAGUCUGAGAGGAUGUCCAUUAUGGCAGAAGGAAAAACUCCUAAUAUCAAUGAUUUAGCACAUGUGCUUGUUUCGAAGAGAAAAGGCAGCUUUGAUUUUGGAAACAUUAAUUCAUCAAUAAAAGUAAAGAAAAGGAGAAAGUUUAGCAAUAUUUCUGUAGAUGAUGCUAAACUAAAUACGAAUAGCAAUUUAAGAUCACAGUUCAACAACCAACAACAUUUUGUGAAUUAUAAAAAACCUCAAAGAUUGCAUGAACCAAAAUAAAUUUGGAAAAGAACUUUAUCACACUCGUAAUGGGAUUAAAAUGAAUGUUAAGCAAUCAAUUUAUUCCUCAUUCGAUGAUGCUAUUCCAUUAAAGAACAAUCAAAGUCUUCUUAAAGCACCUCAUGAUCCCAAAACUCUUUCUAUGAAUUUCAGAAAAUCCCUAAAAACUCACCUCAAACCCCCUCAAGAAAUUAUAAAACACCAACCCUUUACCAAACCAGGCCCAAAAUUUGCUAAAAACAAGCCUAAACGCCCUAAAAAUGCCUCCAAAAUUGAAUACAGCCCCAUUAUCUGCCCAGAACCAACAGACUUUUCCCAAAACUGCCCUAUCCUCGAUAGCAUCUUCUCCAAAAUCUACACUUCCUUCACUCCAUCAUACAACCCAUCCAAAGUUUCCAAGGAAGAAAAGAAGAAGUAUGCCCCUCAAUCUUUCACUUUUUAACUUUCUUCCCAAAAUUUUCGUCUAACUUCUUAAAAUUCCUUCUAAAUUAAGCACCAAACAGAGGAAAAUGACCGUAUAGGUAUACAGACUGAUACAGACUGUUCCAGGAGUGGAACGAUUUGGCAGAGAAUGGA